GUCCCGGGGCCAUGCCCGCCGCUUAGCCCCCGUGCUGCCAUGCUGGUGGCCGGCUCGCCGUGCUGCCCCGCCGGGCUGGAGGAGUACCGGGGCUGCGGGGCUCGGCGGGGCGGCGAGGACAGAGGGGUCAAGGUCCCCCGGCAGCUGGGGAAGGGCCCCAGCGCCUUCAUCCCCCUGGGAGAGAUCCUGCAGGAAGGUGCGGAGAGCAGCCUGCGCCAGCUCCUCAUCGAGGCCUUCGUCUCGGCGGGCAGGGUGGACAACAUCACCAUGGUCAUGGGGCUGCACCCCCAGUAUCUCAGCAGCUUCUGGAAGACCCAGUACCUCCUGCUGCGCAUGGACGGGCCCCUGCCCUACCACAAGCGCCACUACAUCGCCAUCAUGGCAGCAGCCCGGCACCAGUGCUCCUACCUGGUGGGCUUGCACAUGGGGGAGUUCCUGCAGGUGGGGGGCAAUCCGGCGUGGCUGCAGGGGCUGCACUGUGCCCCCCAAAAACUCAGGAACCUCAAUGAGAUCAACAAACUGCUGGCGCACCGGCCCUGGCUCAUCACCAAGGAGCACAUCAAGGCUCUGCUGAAGACGGGGGAGAAUAGCUGGUCGCUGGCGGAGCUGGUGCAGGCCCUGGUGCUCCUCACCCACUACCACUCGCUCGCCUCCUUCGUCUUUGGCUGCGGCAUCAACCCCGAGGAGGACCAGGAUGGGGGGCAUGGCUGCCGGCCCCCCUCACCCCACAGCGACAGCAGCCCUGCCUCUGAUGACAGCAUGGGGGGCUCUGGGGGCAAAGAUGCCAUGGAGGAGGUGGAGGUGCUGAUGGAGAGGAUGAAGCUGCUGCAGGAAAGCCAGCUGGAGGAGGAGGGUGUCACGCAGGAGGAGAUGGCGACGCGCUUUGAGCUGGAGAAGACGGAGAGUUUGCUGGUCGCUCCCUCGGAUAUUGCAGAUCACUCCCUGCAGUCCAACAUCCUCUGCUUCGUGGAGGACCCCGAGUUCGGCUACAAGGACUUCACGCGGAGGGGCGAGCAGGCACCCCCUACGUUCCGUGCACAGGAUUACACCUGGGAGGACCACGGCUACUCGCUGAUCAACCGCCUCUACCCCGACGUGGGGCAGCUCCUGGACGAGAAGUUCCAGGUCGUCUACAACCUGACGUACAACACCAUCGCCAUGCACUGCGGCGUGGACACGUCCAUGCUGCGCAGGGCCAUCUGGAACUACGUCCACUGCGUCUUUGGCAUCCGCUAUGACGACUACGACUACGGGGAGGUGAACCAGCUCCUGGAGCGCAGCUUGAAGAUCUACAUCAAGACAGUGGCUUGCUACCCAGAGAAGACGACCAAGCGGAUGUACACGCAGUUCUGGAGACACUUCAAGCACUCGGAGAAGGUGCACAUCAACCUGCUCUUGCUGGAGGCUCGGAUGCAGGCGGCUCUGCUCUACGCCCUGAGAGCUGUCACCCGCUACAUGACCUGACCGGCCUCUGCUCCCUCCUCCUCCUCCUCCUCCUGCCCCAGGUUUGGGGGAAAGGCCAGGGGGGAGCUGGUACCCUAAAGACUUUGCUGGAAUAUUGUCUCCCCUCCUUAAGGGGUCUGGAGCUGUGGAAGGAAAGGGGGGGGCUUCCCUGCCCCUCAUCCCAGGAGAAGGGGAUCCCCAAGAAGCCGUCAGUGCCAGGAAGACCCCGGAGUGCUGCUCUGGGCUUGGCAGAGGUGGGGGUGCUCGACUGCUCCGUGCCUUUCUCGGGGUGAGCCCGAACGAAGCCAAACUGGGGUGCUCGUGGGUGCUGCCUUCACCGCGCAGUGCUGAUGUUACCUCUCUGUGCCACGUCCUGGCACCAAGACUGCCGCCGCGGAGGACUGUCCUCGUGCCAGGGAUCACCAGAGGGUAUUGUGGGCUUCGCCCCCGCUUCUUGGGGUCUCAUCGUGCUGGAAGACAUGCAGCUGCUGGUGGGGAUGCUGCCCUGGCACCCCCUCCCCACCUCUCUGGCUCACACCCGAGGAAGGCCCCGCAGGAGUGGUGGGAAGGAUCCGGCCAUCCCGUCGCCCACCCAGGCACCCCCAGCGCCACUAGUCUCCGAGCUGAAUCCCCCCACGUCAGGGUCCGAAUGGCUGGGGGAGAGGCUGCGGCUCUUCCCUGCCCUGGCCCGGGUGUUUCUGCUGCCUUCAGUGCCUGCUGUGACAUGGGGACGUCCCCUCCGUGGCUGGGGGUGCACGCAGCCCCUCGCUGCUCCUCCCUGUGCACCCUGGCACGGCCGGACCCCAGCCCAGCCCUCGGAUCGGGGCUGCAGGAGGGGUUCAGCUCUGCCUGCCCGAGCCCCCUGCGAUUUGGGACAUGAAGUGCCUCUUAACCUGGGUCCCAGGGCAGGAGCAGGGUGAGGGUAGGAGUGCCUGCGGUGUGUUUUACACCUUUUUUUU
Gymnogyps californianus (California condor) is the source of this 2402-nucleotide messenger RNA. RefSeq names its product sestrin 2 (gene SESN2). Lineage: Eukaryota; Metazoa; Chordata; Aves; Accipitriformes; Cathartidae. The coding region runs from base 40 to 1464 and encodes 474 amino acids. Gene Ontology annotation, molecular function: oxidoreductase activity, acting on peroxide as acceptor; L-leucine binding. Gene Ontology annotation, biological process: regulation of response to reactive oxygen species; cellular response to leucine starvation; positive regulation of macroautophagy. The record is from RefSeq and is a predicted model, not a curated record. Gene Ontology annotation, cellular component: nucleus. The transcript has 10 exons.